Cooperia oncophora is the source of this 1092-nucleotide messenger RNA. The record is from the annotation of a GenBank genome assembly. NCBI's taxonomy places the organism in Eukaryota, Metazoa, Nematoda, Chromadorea, Rhabditida, Trichostrongylidae.
AUGUCUUACACCAGAAAGGUGCAACAGUGCCUAGAGAAAUCAAGCGCUAAAUAUGUCGACUCGGCAAAAUCAGACAUUCUUGGUGCCUUAGCUGAAUUCAAGGAUCUUCUUCCGGAUACAGAGAGUUACACAUUCCCAGAUGGUAAACGAAGAACGGCUUUCCGCUUACAUGGCACUAUUCCUGUGUUUUACAAGGGUGCUAGAUAUAAUAUUCCUAUAUCAGUGUAUCUAUGGGACACUCAUCCAUAUUAUGCACCGAUUUGUUACGUAUGUCCGACACCGACGAUGGUCAUACGUGAGUCAGAGCAUGUAACGAAGCAAGGACGCGUAUUUCUGCCAUACCUGAAUGAAUGGCGGUUCCCGGGUUAUGACUUGAACGGAUUAUUACAAGUAAUGGCGAUGGUAUUUCAAGAAAAAUGUCCUGUUUUCGCAAAAUCAUCGACAGCAUCAGCAAACAGCACGCCGACGCCGACAUCUGCCACCUCACAACCUACCCCUUCGUAUCCAACACCAUAUCCAACAGCAACUCCCUCGCUACCAACACCCUAUCCGGCCAUGCCACCAUAUUCAGGACAAACUCCGUAUCCUACGACGGGCAAUCAAUUCGGAAGUGCAUAUGUGAACACACCAUAUCCACAACCAUCAAUUCCGUCUCGACCAACUCCACCUGUUCCUCCGAUUCCUACGUCAUCAGCGGGCACUCUUCAGCCGGAGCAUAUUCGAGUAUCAAUAUUAAGCGCACUCGAGGAUAAGCUGAGAAUGCGGCUCAGAGAGAAAAUGGGUACAUCUCAUGCAGAAAUGGCAUCAAUUCGUGAAACUCAAUCCGAACUGCAAGCUGGGCAACGAACCCUUCGGAAUAUGAUAGAAGAACUGGAAAAACAACAGAAACUUUUAGAAGCGUUUAUUUUCGCGCAUCAGGAUAAAAAGAACGAAUUGACGCGAACGUUAGCAGAAUGUGGCGAUGACAACGAGAAUAAAACGGUUGAUAUUGACCAAGCUAUCGAUGCGGCUACACCAUUACAUAGGCAGAUUCUCACAAACUACGCUCAGGACUUGGCAUGUGAUGACGUCAUUUAUGCACUUGGUAAGUAA